AUGAUCGGCAGCGUCAGCUACCGAAUCUCACGCCGUUAUGCAAGCUUGUCAUUUCCACGCAUGGACCCGUACAAACACUGGACUCGCGAAGAGCUGAUUGCGCGACUUCAGCAUCUCACCGCGAACCAACCUCCGGAAAAACCGGAAAAAGAAGCACACCGCCCCAACGAUGGAUUCAACUUCGACGCGUACCCACGGAGGAAGAUCGCCCUGAAGGUGUCCUACAACGGCGUCCACCAUGGUGGCUUCGAGUCACAGGCGUAUGGAUCUCUCCCGACGGUCGAGGGCACGCUCUUCGACGCGCUGGUCCAUGCACGACUUAUUGACCCUGCUAAGGGCUUGCAAGGAUGCGGAUGGGAGAAGUGCGGGCGGACGGACGUGGGGGUCAGCGGGGCCGGGCAGGUGGUGAGUUUCUGGAUUCGCAGUGCGCUGGGUUCGAAGCUCGUGAAGGGAGCAACCUCGGGAGACGCACUCCAUCCGCCCUCUGAAGAUGCGUCCGUCAUUCAAGACGAAGACGGCCCCGGACUCGAGGGUGACUUCGGUGACCUCGGUGACCUCACCGACGAAGCACCUUCCAACUCCUCCCUUUCCGCUACCCCCGCUUCCUCCGCCCUCACGGACGACGACGAAAUCGGUUACGUACCCAAGCUCAACAGCCUGCUCCCGCCCACCAUCCGCGUGCUCUCGUGGGCGCCGGUCCCGGACGACUUCUCCGCCCGCUUCCACUGCAAGUGGCGGCACUACAAGUACUUCUUCUCCCCCGCCGGCCUCGACCUCCCUGCGAUGCGCGACGCCGCCGCCCGCCUCGUCGGCCUCCACGACUUCCGCAACCUCUGCCGCAUCGACCCGAGCAAGCAGCAGACCGUCUUCCUCCGCCGCAUCCUCGCCGCCUCCAUCGACCCCGUCGACCCCGCGGACCCGCGCCCGGACGCGCUCCUCGUCUUCAACCUCCGCGGCACCGCCUUCCUCUACAACAUGGUCCGGCACAUCAUGGCCGUCCUCUUCCUCGUCGGCGCGCGCCUCGAGCGCCCCUCCAUCGUCGACGCCCUCCUCAACGCCGACCCCGCGGCCCCGCGCCCCGCGUCCCGUCCCGACGAGCCCGCGCCCCCGGUCGUCACCGGCCGCCCGGAGUACCAGAUCGCGGACCCGCAGCCGCUCGUGCUGUGGGAGUGCGGGUACGACGCCGCGGACGCGCCCCCGUGGCGCGCGGCCCCCUCCGACGGGGACACCCCGAACGUCACGCUCGCGAGUGUGCUCGCCGCGCGGGACCGCGCGCAGGUCGCCGCCGCGCUGGCAGACCACUUCGCGCGCGCGCUGAGCGUGCACAUGCCGUUGCCUGUGGGUGCGGGCGGCGUGCCGCAGGUGCCGCUCGGCGGGGGUGCGUCGCGGCGGUGGACGACCUACACACCGCUGCUGCGGCGCAAGCGGCUGCGGACGCCAGAGGAGAUCAACGAGCGGUGGCGGCUGACGAAGGGAGCGAAGAGGGCCGAGCGCAAGGCAGCGGCUGCAGCCACAACCGAGGUGCAGGACGAUGGGGGCGAGUAG
Epithele typhae is the source of this 1545-nucleotide messenger RNA. Its product is annotated as tRNA pseudouridine synthase. Gene Ontology annotation, cellular component: cytoplasm; nucleus. The record is from RefSeq and is a predicted model, not a curated record. Gene Ontology annotation, biological process: tRNA pseudouridine synthesis; mRNA pseudouridine synthesis. Gene Ontology annotation, molecular function: pseudouridine synthase activity; RNA binding. The coding region runs from base 1 to 1545 and encodes 514 amino acids. The transcript has a single exon. NCBI's taxonomy places the organism in Eukaryota, Fungi, Basidiomycota, Agaricomycetes, Polyporales, Epitheliaceae.